UUAUUAUUAUCUUUGUGUUUUUCUUUCUGGGUUUUUCUCGAUCAUCAAGCAGCUAGCUUUUGAAGAAAUUUGACACCCAUUUGCUGUUCCGUUUUCAAUGGGUUUAUAAUGUACGUUCAUACGUCGACAGGUGUCCGAAGAAAGGGUGUAGUGGGGCAGUUUUUCAAGGGAACCAGAAGCGUCUCGCGCCUCGCUCUCUCUCCCACUCCCUCAUUCUCAAACCCACUCCUCCUAAAUAUAACACCCUCCAAAGUAAACCAACUGUCAUGGUGUUUCUUUCUAUACCUUUUCCUCCUCUCUUCCUCUGUUUUCCUUCUCCUUCUUUUGCUUUCACAAGCCAACUAAAUGAUAUCAUAGAACCAAAGCUUGAGCUCCACGUAUCACCAUCGCUUCUUCUUCUGCUGAAGCAGAAAGAACCCAAGAAUUGUUGUUAAAUUCUAGACAUGUUUGACAUCUUGUUCGGUUGGAGAAAAGCUACAAAAUGCAAGAAGCUGAUCAACCGAGCUCAGUGCCGGAUAAAGCUGCUGAAGAACAAGAGGAAUUCAAUUGUGAGGCAAUUACGCGAAGACUUGUCUCAGCUAAUCAAAAGCGGCCAUGAACAUAUUGCUUUUAACCGGGUUGAGCAGCUUGUUAAAGAUGAAAGCAUAGCAGCAGUGUAUGAAUUGUUGGACAAUUUCUGUGAAUUCAUCCUCACCCAUCUUUCUUAUAUCCGAAGACACAAGGACUGUCCAAAUGAUAUUAAUGAAGCAGUUUCAAGUCUUAUAUAUGCUUCUGCAAGAUGUGGUGAUCUGCCUGAGCUUCGGGUGAUCCGGAAGCUCUUCGGAGAGCGUUAUGGUCAGAGAUUUGCAGUGACUGCUGUUGAACUAUUCCCUGGCAAUCUUGUGAAUCGUGAGAUAAAAGAGAAACUCUCCAUGAAUUCAGUACCAGAUGAUGUGAAGAAUAGAUUGGUCGAUGAAAUAGUUCGAGAGUGCUGCCUGAAAUCGGAGGUUUUAGCACUUGAAUACUACCCUGGAUGGCAAAACCAGCAGGUCAAAGAAAAUAGUGGACAUCAAGUAUUGGAUAAAGAUGUUCAAAGUUUCUGCAACACAUCCAAAGGAUCUGAAAUGCAAGCUUCAACUGUGGAGGAGAUAGAAAGAAAUGUCAUAUAUGUUGAUUCAUUAUCAACUAGCAAGAACAUGUUGACAGAGCUGUGCAACUCUCCUGGCCACCAAGAUUCUGAAAUAACUAGUACUUUUAGUAGUUGUUCUAUUGUUCAGCAGUCAUCCCUAAAUGUAGAAGAACCUCCUAUGCAUAUAAAAACAGAGAAAGAAGAUAAAGCCAAGCUCAAUUCUCCAUAUAAAUGCACAGUUUCUGGUUUGGAACACAAUGAAGUCAGAAAGAUUACGGCAUCUUCUUCAGAGAGUUUGCCUCAGUUUCCUGCGGAAAUAAUAGUUUAUCUUGAUGAUAUAGAGGAGUUUCAGUCUUUCACAAAAAAUGAUGGAGAUUGUCAAGACCAAAGACUAUUUAAGUUCAAAUCAUCAGUCCUGCCUAAGAGUGAAAAAAUUGGAAUCAGCUGUGACCAAGGAAAUGUGGAUCAUUAUGAAUCAUGGAGUGAGAAGUCAGGCUCAAGGAGCUCUAGAAAGAGUGGGAAGGCAUCUGGGAAAAGACUCAGGAGGAGGUCAAUGUCUCGAGAAAAUGAAAGCUUGAACGAUAUUGAAUGUGUAACAUAUUAUGGCAAGCCGUCCAAGAGUUCCCCAAUUCAUCAACCGAGGAAGCAUCAGAAGAAGAGACUGAAGAAACCUUGCUGUUUGGACAGCAGCUCGGGACAUCCAUUUUAUUUUUGUACUUCUGAUGACAAACACAACCAGGAAGUUUUACCGUGGAAGCAAAAGAGAGGGAUAACGACUUUGGUGAGCUUCCCAACUCCUGGUCCUGAACAACAACUUUUAUCUCAUGAAUCAGAUAAGGAAAUGGAAUGGACUACCAUCCCUCAGAAACAAAAUAGGAGAAGAAGUUAUGACAGUGAUGCCACUGUGUAUAACGUUUUCACCUACCCAAAUUACCAGCCUAAUGAGCAGAACAAGGAAAUGGAAGGCAAAGCAGACAAAUCUGAUUCACCAGGCAGCUGUGUUUCUUCUAAUGUUUCCUGCGAAAUGGUGGCUAGUUCUUUUACAAGAGCUGAGACAAUGCCCCCGGAACGGUCUAAAGAAGAUCUCAAGGAAACCAUGCCACGGUCCAAUUCUUGCCCUUUUCAAUAUCCCAAACAUGUUCAUCCCAAGUUGCCUGAAUAUGAUGAUAUAGCAGCUAAAUUCAUGGCUCUCAAGAAACAGCAUCUGCAAAAUAAGACAAAUCUUCUAGAGCACAAAGCUGUCUGAAUUAUAUAGCACCAGCUCCUGUAACAUUUCUGUUUUCCUUUUUGAAUGGCCCCUCAUUGAAUUUUCCCC
This is a messenger RNA of Alnus glutinosa, 2423 nucleotides long. RefSeq lists its product as uncharacterized. Gene Ontology annotation, biological process: protein transport. Bases 444 to 2354 code for a protein of 636 amino acids. The transcript has 6 exons. NCBI's taxonomy places the organism in Eukaryota, Viridiplantae, Streptophyta, Magnoliopsida, Fagales, Betulaceae. The record is from RefSeq and is a predicted model, not a curated record.